This is a messenger RNA of Pecten maximus, 1675 nucleotides long. Its product is annotated as probable basic-leucine zipper transcription factor C. NCBI's taxonomy places the organism in Eukaryota, Metazoa, Mollusca, Bivalvia, Pectinida, Pectinidae. Bases 80 to 1273 code for a protein of 397 amino acids. The record is from RefSeq and is a predicted model, not a curated record. The transcript is spliced from 5 exons.
ACCAGGGGUUGUUCUGGUUGGCAUUUAAGGCUUCUGGCAACUUGACUGUCAAUUGUCCACGGAAGGAUCCCCUUAAUCAAUGUCUUACAACAACGACUACACCAGAAACCACCACAACUACGACAACAGAACCAACAUCCACGACAACAACACCAGAUGCUACAACUACCACAACAACAACGGAAGAUACGACAACCACAACAACAGCGGAAGAUGCCGACAACCACAACAACAACGGAAGAUGACGACAACCACAACAACAGCGGAAGUAACGACAACCACAACAACAGCGGAAGUAACGACAACCACAACAACAGCGGAAGUAACGACAAACACAACAACACCACAAACACCAUCAACAGAGGCGUCUAUCGCCGACGAAGGUUCCUCAAACAUUCUCAUCAUAAUCAUCGUUGUCGUCGUCGUUGUCGUUUUGGGCAUUGGUUCUGUGCUUAUUAUCAAACGCUAUAGGUCAAGAAAGAAAAAUGUACCUGACGAUGCAGAAACAGUCGAAAAGAAGGAAGACGCCAAACUUACAGAGGAAAAUCGCCCUAAAGAAUAUGUAUCUAGAUCUGACGUACACGUUGGGGCUACAACGCAGAAAGGUCUUGGAACAGACGCCAUGACACAGAAUGGUACAUCGAUUGGUUACUCCAAUGGUGAACAAAAGCUACCUUUAAUAUCAAUUGGUUCCGUGUCCAAUGUCGAAGUCGACAAUACCAAGAACAAGGAAAAGAAGAAAAAGAGGAAAAAGAAGAAAAAGAAGUCUCACACAGAAGACAAUAUUGGGGAUAUGUUUCAAAGUGAUGGUCUCCAGCCCAAUUCAUUGAAUACACAUACAGAAGGAAAUACUGGAGAUAUGCCACAAAGUGACGAUAUCCAGCCUAAUGAGUUAAAUGCACAUAAAGGAAUAAAAACUGGAGAUAUGUUUCAAAGUUAUGGCUUCCAGCCCAAUGCAUUAAAUACAUAUACAGAAGAAGACGGACAAGAAAAACGAAAAAGGAAGAAGAAACAUAAGAAAUCUCGUAGUAAUCUGGUUGCUCCUGAAAACUCAACUACUGUUGAUAAAGAUGUGGAGUGCGAGUCUGUUAUAGCAACAUCUGGAAAUCAGGCAGUCCACUAUCCAACAGAGAGUGAUGAAGUGAAUGAGAGGAAGAGGCGGAAGAAGAAAAAGAAAAGACGGAAAGUCGAGAAAGACGUAGAAACUGUUGAUACAGAAACCCGUAACGCCGAUGAAACAUUGAGUCAACGAGAUUCUGUAGUUGAUGUUUAGGUGAACGGGUACAUUCUCAGUACAUAUCCUUAUUGGUUAGUUUCAUUACAUUUGUGACAGGAAAAAUAAUGACAUCAAUACCUUAAUUUACACCUGUACGUUAAGGUAGUCACAUGCAUCUUUUGGUCAUAUGUUGUCCUUUUGGUACUGGUUUUUUGAGUUUCAGUUCUGUUUACAUUUUAAUAUUUGUUUUCUUGAUUUUUUAUAAUAAAUUGAUUCCUUAUAAAUUCCUUGUAUUCGUAUUCCCGAUAUUUCGCAUUACUUGUUUUCCAGUAUAUUUUUCGCGUAAUAGAUAAAGGGUAUUAAAUGGUUUCCCAUUAAAUAUAGCAUAUAUUUCGCGACUAUGGCAGAAUAUCGAUAUGUUCAAAAGCGCGAAACACGAGUAAAAAAUAUCGAAAUAUU